Messenger RNA from Knipowitschia caucasica, 1173 nucleotides. NCBI's taxonomy places the organism in Eukaryota, Metazoa, Chordata, Actinopteri, Gobiiformes, Gobiidae. The record is from the annotation of a GenBank genome assembly.
AUGGUGGCCAUCUCUCCGGUACCAGACAGAUACAGUCACAACAUGGCGGCCAUCUCUCCGGUACCAGACAGAUACAUUCACAACAUGUCGGCCAUCUCUCCGGUACCAGACAGAUACAUUCACAACAUGGCGGCCAUCUCUCCGGUACCAGACAGAUACAUUCACAACAUGUCGGCCAUCUCUCUGGUAACAGACGGAUACAUUCACAACAUGGCGGCCAUCUCUCCAGUACUAGACAGAUACAGUCACAACAUGGCGGCCAUCUCUCCGGUACCAGACAGAUACAUUCACAACAUGGUGGCCAUCUCUCUGGUACCAGACGGAUACAUUCACAACAUGGCGGCCAUCUCUCCAGUACUAGACAGAUACAUUCACAACAUGGCGGCCAUCUCUCCAGUACCAGACGGAUACGUUCACAACAUGGCGGCCAUCUCUCCGGUACCAGACAGAUACAUUCACAACAUGGUGGCCAUCUCUCUGGUACCAGACGGAUACAUUCACAACAUGGCGGCCAUCUCUCCAGUACCAGACAGAUACAGUCACAACAUGGCGGCCAUCUCUCCGGUACCAGACAGAUACAUUCACAACAUGGCGGCCAUCUCUCCGGUACCAGACAGAUACAGUCACAACAUGUCGGCCAUCUCUCUGGUACCAGACGGAUACAUUCACAACAUGGCGGCCAUCUCUCCAGUACUAGACAGAUACAUUCACAACAUGGCGGCCAUCUCUCCAGUACUAGACAGAUACAGUCACAACAUGGCGGCCAUCUCUCCAGUACUAGACAGAUACAGUCACAACAUGGCGGCCAUCUCUCCAGUACUAGACAGAUACAGUCACAACAUGGCGGCCAUCUCUCCAGUACUAGACAGAUACAGUCACAACAUGGCGGCCAUCUCUCCAGUACUAGACAGAUACAGUCACAACAUGGCGGCCAUCUCUCCGGUACCAGACAGAUACAGUCACAACAUGUCGGCCAUCUCUCUGGUACCAGACGGAUACAUUCACAACAUGGCGGCCAUCUCUCCAGUACUAGACAGAUACAUUCACAACAUGGCGGCCAUCUCUCCGGUACCAUACAAAUACAGUCACAACAUGGCGGCCAUCUCUCCAGUACCUGCCAAUAAUUUGUUUCAUUGGAGCUGCAGGGCGAAGUCCCAGGCGUUUGGAUCAUAG